Molecule: messenger RNA, 2263 nt
Organism: Daphnia pulicaria
Lineage: Eukaryota; Metazoa; Arthropoda; Branchiopoda; Diplostraca; Daphniidae
Gene: mtDNA-helicase
Product: twinkle mtDNA helicase-like
Exons: 10
Coding region: 35-2155 (706 amino acids)
Biological process (GO): mitochondrial DNA replication
Cellular component (GO): mitochondrion
Molecular function (GO): 5'-3' DNA helicase activity; single-stranded DNA binding; ATP binding
Source: RefSeq, a predicted model, not a curated record
CGUGUUGUUUCUUUCCAAAACACCGGCGUUCAUAAUGAACGCUGUGUGCAAAGCUCAUGUUCAAACGCUGAGCUAUUCACGUAAGUUGGUCGCCACACGAAUGAAACGUGAACCAACCAGGUGCGAGAGACUCUCCAGCUUUUUCUCUAACGAAGCAGUAUUGUUGCCGUCUAGUCGACAAACUUUCUUGUCCAGAUUAAUUGUUCCAAGUCCCGGCCUUAUUCGACAAAUUCAUGUACUAACUGAUGGCGAUAUACGUGAUAUUUCCUCCAACGAGAUACGAAGAAUAACAAAGUCUAGUUUUGCUGGCUUCCAAGAAGGCUACACUUGUGUGGCAGUCAACUGCCCAUCGUGCAAUCAUGCAUCACCAUUCACCACCAUCAAAGAUGCCAACAACGACCUUGGCAAGCUGUACAUCAACCUGAGAACUGGCUACGCUUUCUGCACACGAUGCUUUCUUUCUGGACCUUGGUCCAGUUUGUCAAAGUACAUCCAAGCCCUGGAUGUGUUUCAGCUAAAAUCUGAGAAGGCGAAAUCAAGUCCACCUAGCAUUGCCCAACACCUGUCACAGUACACUUGUACAACCAGUACGACAGAAGCAAAUGAGAUGAAAGGACUGUGGAAUUUAGCACAGCCAAUCCACUCUCUGUCAGAAGAGACAUUGGGUCCAUUUCUCGACAAAUUAAGUCUCGGGGAUCUGUCAGUGGAGACACUGAAAAAAGUGGGUGCCAAAGUCAAUGUGGAUCUCGAACAGCUCAUUCUCCCAUGCUUAACGUCCAAAGACGCCGAAUUCCGCAGCGUCAAGAUACUCACUCCUAAUCAUAAUGCAUCGGAAGCGGUCGAAAGCGAUGCCAGUAAGGAAAUCGAAGAUUAUCAUCCCAUAAUUGAGAAGAAUUUACCCAAGCAACACCCGUGGUUGUUGGGCUAUCACCUAGCCAAAGGAAGAGAUGAGGUUAUUCUUACCGCCACAGCCGCUGAUACGCUAACCGCUUUGGACUGUUUGGCCGUCCCGGUCGUUUGCCUUCCUUCUGGCAUCUCCAAUCUACCGCUAGCAACCAUGGCAUUCCUGGAAUCCUUCCGGAAAAUCACACUAUGGCUUGGGCAUGGAGUCCAAGGAACCGAUUGUGCCCGUGCCUUUGCCCGGAAGCUGGGCGAAAAACGUUGUCACCUGAUCAGGUCCUCGGAAGAAACACCAUCGGCUCUCCAGUGUCGAAUGAAAGGGAAAAAUGUGGCCCAAGUUCUGAAAGCGGCCUUGCCCAUGACGCACAAAUCGGUGACGACCUUCUCCAGUUUAAGGAAAGAAGUUUACGAAGAGAUCACGCAGAGCAGCAAAGUGUCGGGCGUCCGUUGGCGUCGCUUCCCCAUCUUGACGGAUCUGCUCAAGGGCCACCGUCGUGGCGAAUUGACGGUGUUCACUGGGCCUACAGGCGCUGGCAAAACCACGUUCCUCAGCGAGUACUCGCUAGAUCUCUGCGGUCAAGACGUGCGGACCCUGUGGGGCAGUUUCGAGAUCCGCAACGUCCGGCUGGCCAAAAUGAUGCUGCAACAGUUUUCGGGUCUGUUGCUGGAGAGCGAAACCCGCGAGACGUUCGACAUCGUGGCCGACAAAUUUGAGAAAUUGCCCAUGUAUUACCUGGCCUUCCACGGCCAGCAGAAUGUCACGUCCGUCUUGGAGGCCAUGUCUCACGCCGUUUACGUCUACGACAUUUCGCACGUCGUCAUCGACAAUCUCCAGUUUAUGAUGGGGACGUCGAACGAGAAUUCGUCGAUGGAUCGAUACCACAGGCAGGAUCAGAUCAUCGGCUCAUUCCGCCGCUUCGCCACCGACAAUAACGUCCACGUCACUCUAGUCAUCCACCCGAGAAAGGAAGCGAUGGAAGAAUUGUCUACCAGUUCCAUCUUCGGCGGAGCUAAAGCCUCCCAGGAGGCGGACAACAUAUUGAUAUUGCAGGAUAAGCGGACGAACGAUCCCAACCAUCGCCGUAAAUAUCUCGAGGUAUCGAAGAAUCGAUACGCAGGUGAUUUGGGAGUGAUGCCGUUAGAAUUCCACAAAGAGUCGCUGAGUUUCGCCCCCCGUAAGAAAAAUGCCAACGCCGGAUCGCCCAGAAAAACAGCAGCCACCUUUCCAUCCUUUCAAGCUGGACGAGCAGAAUAGUAUACCUUUUUCUUUUAUUAUUAUUAUGAUUACGUCAAAUGAUGUUAGUUGUGUACAGCAUAGAAAUCAUCCCGUAUUUUUCUAUUUUGUUGAAUUAAAAUUUCGAAA